This is a messenger RNA of Miscanthus lutarioriparius, 2409 nucleotides long. NCBI's taxonomy places the organism in Eukaryota, Viridiplantae, Streptophyta, Magnoliopsida, Poales, Poaceae. The record is from the annotation of a GenBank genome assembly.
AUGGCCGAAGACCACUUCUCCUCCGCGGCGUCCGCCCCGUCGGCGGCGGCGACCGCGGCGGCCGCGGCGGCGGCGGCGGUCGGGUCCUCGGUGAUCCCGAUCGUCAACAAGCUGCAGGACAUCUUUGCGCAGCUGGGAAGCAGCUCCACGAUCGACCUGCCGCAGGUGGCCGUGGUCGGGAGCCAGAGCAGCGGCAAGUCCAGCGUCCUCGAGGCGCUCGUCGGCCGCGACUUCCUCCCGCGGGGCUCCGACAUCUGCACGCGCCGCCCCCUCGUGCUCCAGCUCGUGCACCAGCCGCGCCGGCCCGCCGACGCCGAGGCCGAUGAGUGGGGCGAGUUCCUGCACCUCUCGGGGCGUCGCUUCUACGACUUCCGCGAAAUUCGACGCGAGAUCCAGGCAGAAACAGACCGAGAGGCAGGUGGUAACAAAGGUGUCUCGGAUAGGCAGAUACGAUUGAAGAUUUUUUCUCCAAAUGUUCUUAACAUUACUUUGGUCGAUUUGCCUGGAAUCACUAAGGUGCCAGUUGGUGACCAGCCAACUGAUAUUGAAGCCAGAAUAAGGACUAUGAUAAUGUCAUACAUCAGGCACAAGACAUGUAUCAUCUUAGCUGUUUCGCCAGCAAAUGCAGAUUUAGCAAACUCUGAUGCUCUUCAGAUGGCUCGGGUUGCUGAUCCUGAUGGUUCUCGAACGAUUGGUGUUAUCACAAAGUUGGACAUAAUGGACAGGGGCACUGAUGCCCGGAACUUUCUGCUGGGAAAUGUGAUCCCCUUAAAACUUGGCUAUGUUGGUGUCGUUAACCGCAGCCAGCAGGAUAUCAACUCUGACCUCAGUAUCAAGGAUGCUCUGGCCCGUGAAGAAAAAUUCUUCCGUACUCAGCCGGCAUAUCAUGGUCUUGCUCAGUACUGUGGGAUACCACAGUUAGCAAAGAAGCUAAAUCAGAUUCUGGUCCAACAUAUAAAAACAGUUCUGCCGGGGCUUAAGUCACGCAUAAGCAGUCAAUUGACUGCUGUUGCUAAGGAGCUUGCUGUGUAUGGUGAUCCUGUUGAUUCAAAGGCUGGUCAAGGUGCUAAGCUCUUGAACAUACUAGCUAAAUACUGUGAAGCUUUCUCCUCCAUGGUGGAAGGAAAAAUGAAGAUAUAUCGACAAUUGAACUUUCUGGAGGUUGAUCCUUGCGAGGAUGUUACAGAUGAAGAUAUCCGCAUGGCUAUUCAAAAUGCAACUGGUCCUAGAAGUGCUCUGUUUGUACCAGAAGUUCCAUUUGAAGUCCUUGUACGUAGGCAGAUCAGCAGAUUGCUUGAUCCAAGUCUUCAGUGUGCACAGUUCAUAUAUGAUGAACUUGUGAAGAUGAGCCAUUGCUGCCUUGCAACGGAGUUGCAGCAGUUUCCUAUACUCCGCAGAAGCAUGGAUGAAGUCAUUGGGAAGUUUUUGCGGGAUGGACUUAAGCCAGCAGAAAGUAUGAUAGCACACAUUAUUGAGAUGGAGGAAGAUUACAUAAACACAUCACACCCAAAUUUUAUUGGUGGCAGCAAGGCUGUUGAGCAAGCACAGCAGCAAGUUAGGUCUGCCAAAAUGUCGGCAGCAGUGGUAAGAAAGGAUGGAGUGGAUGCACAGGCUUCUGAGAAAACUCAAAAAUCACGCGCGAUAUUGGGUAGAAGUGGUGUAAAUGGAGUAGUUACUGACCACAUCCAGGGGGUACGGCCUGCUGCUGAGGCAGAGAGACCAGGAUCUUCUGGUAGUGGAAGUACAUCUUUCUGGAAUCAAAUAUUUACUUCCAAUGAGGACAAAACACAUUCUCCUGCAAGGGAUAACACAGCAAACAAAUCUUAUGCUGUGCCUGCACCCAAUCUGGAACAUUCACUCUCCACGAUACAAUUAAGAGAGCCACCAGUCGUCCUGAAGCCUUCAGAACACCAGUCUGAGCAGGAGGCACUUGAAAUAGCGAUCACAAAGUUACUAUUGAAGUCAUAUUACAAUAUUGUCAGGAAAAAUGUGGAGGACUUCAUACCAAAAGCAAUUAUGCAUUUCCUGGUUAAUCACACAAAAAGGGCGCUGCAUAAUUACCUUAUAACAAAACUUUAUAGAGAUGAUCUUUUGGAAGACUUGCUCAAAGAACCUGAUGAGAUAACCAUAAAGAGGAAGCAGAUACGUGAAAAUCUUAAGGUCCUUCAACAAGCUUAUAAAACUUUGGACGAGAUACCACUUGACGCAGAGGCAGUAGAGAGGGGUGGAUACUCCCUCGAUUCUGAUGCGAUUGGUCUACCAAGGGCCCAUGGGCUUUCUUCAUCCCUCCACGUAUUCAAUGAUGGAAGCUCACCAUAUUCAACCCCAAAGCAGUCAAGGUCAAGGAGGUCAAACCAUUCUGGCGAGCAGCCCCCUUUCAACCCCAAUAUGAGUGGCAAUGGUUUUUGA